Episyrphus balteatus (marmalade hoverfly) is the source of this 2586-nucleotide messenger RNA. RefSeq names its product ras-related and estrogen-regulated growth inhibitor-like protein. NCBI's taxonomy places the organism in Eukaryota, Metazoa, Arthropoda, Insecta, Diptera, Syrphidae. The coding region runs from base 1735 to 2415 and encodes 226 amino acids. The record is from RefSeq and is a predicted model, not a curated record. The transcript is spliced from 7 exons. Gene Ontology annotation, molecular function: GTPase activity; GTP binding.
UGAAUUCCCACAGUUCCAUAUUGAACAACCUGUGCAUCGGUUGGGUUUUGCGGCUGCGAAAGAACUCUCCUCAUUUUUUGAUUAAAACCAUUGGUCUGGUUGUGCGCGACUUCAGUUAGCAAACGAUCGUACAACGGAUACCUUCGAAAGGAACCCAGAGCUCCAUUCAACACGGUCUCAAAGUACAAUCGAUUUAUGUUGUGAAAUUUAAGUCAAGACCUUAUUUUGAUAUGUUUCAUACUAUGCUACGGAAGCAUUAAAAGUUUUUUGUUUCUUUUUUUUAUGAAAUUUUAAGUGCGAAAUAAAAUUGUUCACAUUCACGAAUGCAAAAGUGACAAUUACACAAUAAGUUGAGUUAUAUCGUUUUGUAGUUUUGUUUGACAACCAAUUUCAAGUUCAAUAUAAGGAAAACGAAAGCAGUUGCGGGCGCCUGCUACCAAAUAUAACGCAGUGAAUUGAAUGUUAAGUGCUUUUGUACGGCCCGUGCGCGCGCAACGGAAGCCGGACUUGAUGUAUGGCAUAGCCAUUCAGUAGUCGCCAACCUGUUGUUUGUUAGCAUAAAAGCAAGUACUCUUAUGGUGAACCGUAGUAGCUAGUAUUGCAAAACGAACGUACUUAUACUAUCCAUAAAGUGUAAAGUGGUUUGUCUGAGUGCGGGAACACUUUUUGGAUAACACCAAACAAGGGCUAGACAACAUAAAAGCCAGCUGCAAAAACAAUUUGACAAGAUACAUUCGAUUGUGUGCAAGUGUCAAGCAAGACUGCAAAACGGUGGUUUAGUGGCGUUGUACAUUUCGCAACACUUUCAACUGGUCGUAAAUUCAUUAACAACGCCGUGGGUAAUUUUGUGUGAACGAACGAAAUUAUUUAACCGGGUCAAUUACUUUCGUUUUCACAGUAAAAAAGACGUGUCUAAACAAAACAAACAAACCCGCUGCAAGCAUUUUUUUUUUUUUUCAAAAAGUCAAAAUUUUACCCAGAAGGAAGACGCCAAUACUUUGACAGAUAGCCAACGGCUAACAGCGCACAGCAAGACACCUGCUGCUGUAUAAAGUACAAGCGUGAGAAACGAAGAGUACAAGACAGUGCUCUUUUGUGCAAUAGUGCAGCCGUUGCAUAAUGACAGUGACAGCUUUAACAAGUGAUAUACAGCUGUAAUUAAGUUAUUGAAAAUCGAUUUCAAUUAACAUCGUGUUUGUUUUGAAUUCGCCCGCAGAGAGGCGCUACGAAGAAGAAAAAGCCACACCAUAAUCAUCAUCAACAACAAAUACCUUCCCAACAAUAUUCACAUAGUGUGGAAGGAAGGAAGUUUUCGCGUCGUCGCGUCACAUCGCAUGCAUGCGCGCAUCGAAAAUUGCGCCAUCUCUAUGUUGUGUGUAGUAACAUUGUUGUUAAAUCUUGAGAAUUUAUUGUCCAUAAAAUAACGGUGUUGUUGCUUGUUCGGGUUAACAAGGUAAUAAUUCUUUGUUUGUUACUCGCUAGCACUGUUUGUGAUGUUUGUGUUUAAUUUGACAGUGUAAACGGCGCUUUAAGAUUGUUCACAUGCACACACAUAGAGCGUGUAGAUUGUGUUUAAUAGAGGACGUAUUUUUGUGUGUCUGACAUUUUGUUAACAUUAAUUUGUCGGUUUUAUGUAGACAAUAAAAACAAUAACAAAAUAAACAAAAAAAAAACAACUUAAAAUUGAUUUCGGUUUGGAAAUGGUGUACAUUAGGAUAAUUACUACAAGCAAUUAUGACACAUUUGAAUAGAAUUCGAGUUGUUGUGCUUGGUGGAUCCAAAGUAGGAAAAUCCGCUGUCACUGUGAGAUAUUUGACGAAGCGGUAUAUUGGUGAAUACAGUUCAACUGGUGAUUUUCUCUAUCGGCACAGUGUAACUUUUGACAGUGUAACAACUGAAGUGGAAAUCAUGGACACAUCGAAAUGCGCGUUUUUGGUUUACUUAAAGCAAGCGACCUGCCUUUACGAACACAUCCGGUGGGGGGAUGCGUUCGUUAUAGUUUAUUCAAUUUGCGACAAGCCGAGUUUUUCCAAUGCCGAAGGCUGCUUAGAACAACUUGCCAAGCUCAAAUUGCCAUCCUAUUAUACUACCCUGCUGCUGGGAAAUAAACGAGAUUUAGAUCAUGCCAGAAAAAUUUCUGUUAACGAUGGACACGAGCUAUCACUAAAGUAUUCCUGUCAAUUCUAUGAAGUGUCAGCUGCUGAGAGUUUUGCCGGGGUAUCGUUGGCUUUUCAAUCCAUGUUACGUGAAGCUAGGUCCAUUCAAUUGCUGAAAUCCCUACCGAUGAGACGAAAACUCGGAGUGAAUAGUGUGUCCAAAUAUUUUCGUCAUUCUGAUUUUGUCUUUCAGGUUUUAGGCAAUAUUUUUGGUAAAAACAGCAAAGACAAAAGAAAACGUCCAUCUCUUAGUAUAUAAAUUAAUAUAAAAUUAAGUUUAAAAUAAAAUUCAGAAAUAAUGAGAUUUUGAGUUUUAUAAUAACACAGCAUUUUAAAAAGUUCCAUUUAUAUUUUAAGUUUUAUUGUAUUUUAAAUAUCGACUUCAUUUUAUAAAGACAAACCAUCAAUGCCAUAUUUUUUAAGUUUUUUU